Molecule: messenger RNA, 537 nt
Organism: Ceutorhynchus assimilis (cabbage seed weevil)
Lineage: Eukaryota; Metazoa; Arthropoda; Insecta; Coleoptera; Curculionidae
Source: the annotation of a GenBank genome assembly
AUGGCAAAAUCUGGAAAGUUCUUAUACUUUGCCUAUGGCAGCAAUUUGUUGAGUCAUCGGAUUCGUAUCAAUAAUCCUACCGCGACACGUUCCGGAAUCGGCUAUUUGAAGGAUUACCAAUUAAGCUUCGUGACGUAUUCCAAAAGAUGGAAAGGAGCGAGCGCUACUAUUGUCGAAAAACAAUGCAAAAAUGUCUGGGGAGCUCUCUGGCACUUAGAUCAGUCCGAUAUGGAACAUUUGGAUAGACAAGAAGGUGUCCACGAAAAUAUUUACAGAGUACUCCAAGUAGACGUACACUUGCCUAGUGGCGAAAAAGUGCAAGCCAGGGUUUAUCAACAAACCGCAACUACUCCAGACGUAGAUGAUUUAUCAGAGCUACCUCAUGAUAAUCGUCCUUCAGUAGCUUACCUGAAAACCAUUGUUAAAGGGGGAGAAGAAACCGGGUUGCCUGCAGAGUAUAUGCAAUUUUUGUAUUCAAUACCGCAUAACGACUACCAUGGGCCUGUUGAGGUCGAACUACCAUUAGGAUUCCAUUAA